AUGUAUAGUUUAUUUUAUUUUACAAUCUUAGCUGAUUAUCCUAAAUUAACCGGAUUACAUAAUCAAUUAAAAUUGAAUCCAGGUUUAUCUAUAAUACCAAAUUCAAAUCGUUUAACAAGUCUUAUACAUUUUUAUACAUCAAAUCCUGUAUCUUAUUCAUCUAUGAUAGAUGAAAUGACUGGAUUUUUAUCUUAUUAUCAAUAUCAUAUUAUUGGUGGUAUGUUUGAAUCAUGUGAAAUUAAUCCAAAAUUAUUAAAUAUGAGACGUCCAUGUCGUUUUAAUUUAGAUUCAAGUGGUCCAUGUAAUUUAAAAAAUGGUUAUGGUUAUUAUGAAGGUAAACCAUGUUUUAUUAUUAAAUUAAAUCGAAUUUAUGGUUGGUUACCAAUACCAUUAAAUAAUUAUACUAAUAUUUUACUUAAAUGUGAAGGUUUAACUAAACUUGAUUCAGAUUAUUUAGGUAAAAUAUGUUAUUAUGAUAGUGAUUCAUUAAAACAAUAUCAUUCAUUAAAUAAUGAUAUAGAUUGGUGUUAUAAAAAUUAUGGUAUUUAUGAUUCAAUGUUUUAUCCUUAUUUAAAUCAAGCUGGUUAUCAAUCACCAUUAGUAUUUGUACAUUUUCUUAAUCCUAAACGUCAUGUUAUUAUAUGGAUAAAAUGUUAUGCAUUAGCUAAAAAUAUUCAUGUUAAUAUUCAUUCAAAUGAAGGUUCUAUUGUAUUUCAAAUACUUGUUGAUUAAUUUCUAAUACAAAAUACAAUUUCAUUCAUUCAUGUUUGAUUGUUUAAAUGUAAUUCGAUAUUCAUUGUCAUAUUGAAAAAAAGUAGACAAACAAAUAAACAACAAACGAUUAAAUUUUGUAAAACCAGCUAAUUAUUAUUAAAAAAAACCCAAAUAUUCUUAUGAAAACAAGAUUGGUUCCAAUAGAGAAUGAAACCUGCAAUUCAUGUAAUUGAAAACAUUUCAUACCGUUUUUUUUUUGUGCCUCUGUUUUCGCAAUUUGUUUUUAUUGUUGUUCUUGUUGUUGUUGUUGUUGUUGCUAUCGUUAUUGUUAUAAUUAACAAAAUGUCUGAAUGUAAUUAUCAUUAUUAUUAUUGUUAUCAAGUGUAAUAUAUUGGAUAUUACAUGUAUUUUUUAAAAUAACUAUUUAUUCUAUUCAUUAAAAAUUCAGUAGUUCAUUUAAAAAAACAAUAUUUUUGAUCUAUUUUUUUGUUUUUGUUUUGCACAUUUAAACAAAUGGUUAUAUUCAAUGUACAAUGUACGUUUUUUUCAUUUUGUAGGAGUAAUAUAUAUGUAUAUCAUUUGAUUUUAAACAAAAAAACAGUAUCAUGAAUGAAAGAAUUAAAUAAUUUACAUAAUUUUUAUUUUAUAUUGAAUUAUUAUUAGAAAAAAAUGAGUAACUUUUUCUUUGUUUGCUUGUUUGUCAUUGUUUCAUUUGAAAAUUAUGAAUAUUGGUGAAUAGGGAAGCAACAUCUAAAGAUGUCAUCUAGUUCCCAUUUAAGUUCAUAUCUUCCAUUUUAGAAAUAAAAUCAAAGACAUCUUUCACGCUUCUGUUGAUGACUAAUUUGUAUAAGGAAUUUAAAAUUCGAACUAAACACUUUGCAGUUUUAUGAUAAGGUGAAUUAUACAUAUCUAGAACUGGGCGAAGAGGUAGACCUGUCUUGUGAACUUUAGGUAAACCAUAUAGGAAUAUAUAUAUCAUAUACUAUAUUAUUACUAUCAAACUAUUGUAAUGAACAUGUGAAUAUGGGAAUAUUUCAAAUUAUGAAUAUACAAUUCGUACUGGAUGAUUUUCUUUCUUUAUAUUCAAAUCUUCGAUUGUUUGAUUAAUCUCUGG
This is a messenger RNA of Schistosoma curassoni, 1828 nucleotides long. The record is from the annotation of a GenBank genome assembly. NCBI's taxonomy places the organism in Eukaryota, Metazoa, Platyhelminthes, Trematoda, Strigeidida, Schistosomatidae.